AUGACCACUACUGUGGUAGGUGCUACUGAAGACCAUAGAGCCACCAGCUUUGCUUUGAAGGUUGCUGACUGCCCAGAGACAAAAUAUCCCAUCAAAAUAGUGAGCACAUGGCAAAGCUGCCUGUGGUACAAGAAGGACCAUAAACUUAAAAUCCCCAAAGGUUACGUUCGUUUCCAUCUGAUCUCUCCAUUGAUACAGCGGUCUGCAGAGAACAUAGUGUUGUUCGAUACGUUUGUAAACAUCCUUUCUCUCAACCUUGGUGAACCAGCUUACGCAGCAGACGUCGCCCAGCUGGAAUACAAGCUGGUGGCUGGAGAGCACGGCUUAAUCAUUCGAGUGAAAGGAUUCAAUCAUAAACUACCUCUUCUGUUUCAGCUCAUCAUUGAUUACUUGACUGACUUCAGCUUUACUCCAGCAGUUUUUGAAAUGAUAACAGAGCAGCUGAAGAAAACAUAUUUCAAUAUCCUUAUCAAGCCUGAGACUCUGGCCAAGGAUGUGCGUCUCCUGAUUUUAGAACAUGACAGGUGGUCCAUGAUAGACAAGUAUGAGACAUUGACAAAGGGCCUUUCCACUGAGGCUCUCUCAUCCUUUGUUGAGGCUUUAGAGGCAUAG
Molecule: messenger RNA, 612 nt
Organism: Centrocercus urophasianus (Greater sage-grouse)
Lineage: Eukaryota; Metazoa; Chordata; Aves; Galliformes; Phasianidae
Product: nardilysin-like
Exons: 6
Coding region: 1-612 (203 amino acids)
Molecular function (GO): metal ion binding
Source: RefSeq, a predicted model, not a curated record